Molecule: messenger RNA, 803 nt
Organism: Camellia sinensis
Lineage: Eukaryota; Viridiplantae; Streptophyta; Magnoliopsida; Ericales; Theaceae
Product: potassium transporter
Biological process (GO): chloroplast organization; positive regulation of DNA-templated transcription
Source: RefSeq, a predicted model, not a curated record
GAAAAUGAAUUGAGAUAUAAAAAAAUUCAGAACCGAAGAAUUUAAGAAGAGAGAAUCUCGUGCCCACAUAUAGCUACCUAUAUAAGAGGUGCAUAGAGGGUUGAAUCUUUUGAGUUUGAAGAAAACAAACAUGGGACUUGGGGCUCUCCCCUUGUCACCCUCCUCACAUAAUGCUUUUUUCCCUAAUUUAGGAGUAAAUUACCAGAGCCUGACCAAACAUGGUGUUAAAAGAACAGUGAAAUUCAGAAGAGUUUUUUCAGCAAAAUUAGAGGAAAAUGAGAAGGAAGAAGAACCCAAGAAGGAGAAGAGCAAGCAGUCAUUGUUUGGGAUGGUGACAGAUGCUCUUGACUUUUCACAGGUUAGGUCUGAAGAGGAUGCCCUACUCCUUGAUGAGGCUAGAGAAGCCACCAAGUCUGGGGAGAAGAUGAAUAGGGAACAGUAUGGAGCUCUAAGAAGGAAGAUUGGAGGAACAUACAAGGAUUUUUUUAAAUCUUACGUUGAUGUGGAUGGACAAUACGUUGAAGAAGGCUGGAUCGACAAAACCUGCAAAAUCUGCAAGAAGGAUACGAGGGGUGAACCGAGGCAAGUCGACAAGUUGGGUAGAUAUGUUCAUGUAGCAUGUUUAGAAAAACCUCAAUCUGGGAAUUUCUUUACUAGACUCUUCUCAGGAUGAAGCAUGUCAUGGAAAUAUGAAAUUUUAGUGUUUUUAUUUUUCAUUUUUUAGUAGCAUAGCUUGAUGGAAGAGCAUUGCAUUGUAUAACUUCAAUGCUAUAAUGAGAAACAUAUUUCUCUUUUGAAUUCAA